AUAUUUUGGCGCGCGUUCGGCGUCUUAAGAGUGUAGCGGGUUUGAAACUGUAGAUGUUGUGAAUGCGUGUUCCAUUUAUUUCUAGUCUUCCCUGGUCGAUCAUCUGAUUGCUUCGGUUUAAUGCUCAUAUUUCAUUGACUGUUACUGAUCACUUUCGUUUAUAAGUGCAAAUGUAUGUAUGGAAGUGUAUAUAUUGCUUGUUAUCUGAUCUGUCGGCUAACAUUUUCCCAUCUCCUUUUCUUCUUUGAGAUUCUUUCUUCACAAUCGCUCAAUAACAGUCAGCCUUAGAUCUCGGUUAGGAUCUAUCAGCGCUUUGAAUUUACCAAAAUAAUCGCCUCUGUAUUUAGAGGUAAUCUCUCAGAAUAUUCCUUACUGAUGAUUGUUGCAACAAUCAUUUAAAAAAAACAUAACUAGAAAGUUUUUUGUGAAAUUUUUAACUUUCGAGAUGAACUUCUCGGAUGUGGUAAAGGUUACGAAUAGUUUGGCUGUUUUGUCGUCAAACGGUAUUUACAUAGCUUCGGCUUCUCAGCACAAAGUUUUUAUUCGUAUAACAAACACGCUACAAAUAUUUCAGAUAUACAGUUGUGUAGAUAUAGUGCAGAACAUAUUGUGGUCAGCAGACUCAUUGUUCAUUUUGAUUAUCCUGAAACGUCGUGGCAUAGUCCAGAUAUUCUCCCUAGAAAAUCCGGACUGGACAUGCAAAGUUGACGAGGGUUCUGCUGGACUUCUUAAUGCUAUAUGGUCGCCUGAUAGCAGACACUUCUUGACAACAACUGAUUUUUAUUUGAGGAUAACCGUUUGGUCAAUAUCGGAAGUCUCCGUUUCGUAUCUAAAGUUUCCUAAAGCAUGUGCAAAUAAUUUGGCAUUUUGUCCUGGUGGUCGUUAUUUAACUUUGCUUGAACGACGGAAUUUUCAAGAUCACUUAAGUCUCUUCGAUUGCAAACUUCAGUGGACUAUUCUUUGGAACAUAACGUUAGAAACUGAUGAUGCUGUGGGAGUUGUGUGGUCUCCAGAUGGACGAUAUAUCCUCGUGUACGAUAACUGCUUGCGAUACAAAGCAUCUAUAUACAGUGUUGGUGGAAAACAUCUCAAUACAUAUUGUGCUUAUAAACCAACACAAGAGCUUCUGGGUAUCAAAUCUGUAUCGUGGUCCCCCACAGGGCAAUUAUUAGCGCUGGGGAGCUACGAUCAAAAAUGUCGUUUAUUAAAUGAUUUCAAUUGGACUUGUUUAGCUUGUCUAAAGCAUCCUGUUAACAAACCAAUCGAUCCUUCUCUCGGACUUAGUCCUAAUGGCCGUCCUUUGUGUGUUGAUAAUGAAGUUGAUGGGGAUUUAGAAACAUAUCGGGCACACCGUAUUGAUAUUUAUGAAGAGUUUCGAACAGGUGCUUCGUCAGAUUUAUCAACCAAUUUUAAAGGUCCCCUAGAUUCAUCUACUGUCCAGUACAAACUACUAAAUGAUCCUGUUACCAUUCAAUCAAUUAAGCCUGAUCCUAACCAAGCAUUUCCUAAGGUAGGAAUUGGUUUGACAGAAUUUUCAUCAGAUGGUCGAUUUUUGGCCACACGAAACGAUAAUUGUCCGAGCGUAAUUUGGAUCUGGUCAAUUGAUCGACGUCUAAGUCUAUUUAGUCUUCUAAUUCAUACUAGUGGUUGUGUAUCUUCUCUGAUGUGGGAUCCGAGGUGUUCUGCUCGACUUGCUUUGUGUACAGGUUCAGAUGCAGUAUUUUUGUGGACACCUCAAGGAUGUCUUGCAGUCCAGGCCCCAACACACUUCAAUUUUCUAGUUUCGUCCCUCGUCUGGCUUUCGACUGGAGACGGAAUUCUAUUGCAGUCGGAGAAUGAAUUUUGUUUAUGCUAUCUGGAUUCUGAUGAUAAGCUUGAGAAACAUAAACCUCUUUGGAAGCCUCCUAAAAUCAAUUUGUCGACUGGAAAAUUGCAUCAGUAUGAAAUAAAAAGAAGUUCUGAAAAUGAACCCGAUCAUUGUCUGCCGUUUAAUAAUUCUGUCGAAAAUGAGGACUGUGAUUCUAUUUCUAACCCAUUUGGUGAAGAUGCUCCAAAUUGGCUAAAACAACACAGUAAGAUAUCCUCUGAUAUCACUGUAAAAGUUCGAAGAAGAAGUUUAUCUUCGUGUGAUAAACGUAAUGCUACGAGUAGAGAAUCGAAACCUUCUCGAGUUCUUUCCUCUUUAUCAAUCUGUCGACAAGCUUGGUUGGCUCCUUCCCCAAAUGUAAAACUGGCUAAAAAGUCAGCAAUUCAAAAUGCUAUUACAGCGAAACGAUAGUGCUUUUCUGUUAAUCUAUUUGCAUUUAAAUACUGUCUGUGGAAAUACCGACUUGUUCCUAUUUCAUAUCAGUAUACGAUGUUUUGUGUAUUCGAUUGACGCAUUCAUUUCACAUAUUGUAUUUGCCAUUCAGCUAAUAGUUGUGUAGGACUAUUUGAAAUAUUUACAAAAUAUUGCUUAGUUUUUUCCGGAAAAUAUUUUUAAAAAAUCACUUGUGUAACUAACUUUCGUUUUUAAACUUCUUUUUAUAUAAUAAACUGUCGUUUUCUUUAGUAAUCCUUCAGCAGUACAUAGUUACCAAACAAAAAUUAGUUGUCAGU
Messenger RNA from Schistosoma intercalatum, 2598 nucleotides. The record is from the annotation of a GenBank genome assembly. NCBI's taxonomy places the organism in Eukaryota, Metazoa, Platyhelminthes, Trematoda, Strigeidida, Schistosomatidae.